AUGGAACAUCAGCGGGGUUCAGGCGCUCCAGAGGGUGUGGUGUCGGGUGUGCUGACCCCUCCCGUCAGGAGGAACAGUAAAUUGGCCAGUCUGGGACAGAUCUUUAAACCCUGGAAAUGGAGGAAAAAGAGGAACGGCAAGAUCCAACAGAACUCCACAGCUUUAGAGCGGACCCGGGAUGAACUGGCCAAUAGGGGCCUAGAGGGGAUUGAACCAGAGUUUUGUGAGGCGUGUGGGGGGUUAGAAGACCCUGACACUCCCAGCCAAUCUGACGCAGAGGAGAGAGAGGAGGAGGAGCCUUUGGCGCCCCUGGCAACCACCUCAGAGUACCUGGUCAGCGAUGAAGACAACCCAUCUACAGCUGUUGAUCUGACAGAAGACACUUUGACAGUGGCGGACCAGAGUGAGGACGGAGGGGAGGAGGACACUUCCCUCUGUGAGCCCUGUGUGGAAAGCUUUCUGGUACAGGCUGAGACAGGAGGGGGGCAGGAGACACCUCACCCCAUGGACCCCCCAUGGGACCUCCCACACCCCAACCUACCCAAACUACUUACCAGGCUGGGCAGCCUAGAGGGUCCUCACCCCUUCCCUAAGUCGGAUCCUAACCUAGAGAGGAAGAAGUCUCCAGCCACUCUACCCAGGAACUUCACUUUGCCCAGGACUACCCAGGGUUCUUUGCUGCGAGGACGGAUCUCCACCCCUACCGGUUCCCCUCACCUGGGGGCACUGCGACCCCCACCGCCCCCCAGCUGUAUUAUAGAGGAGCUACAUCGGGCCCUGGCCACCAAACACAGACAGCACAGUUUCCAACCGAAGGAAAUGAGCUCUUCUCCGAAGCUUCGAUACGACAGUCGUCUGUCGCGUACAGCCAGCGUGGAGAAAGUCCCAACCGGAGGGAUGGAGAGAGAGAAGGAGAGAGAGAAGGAAUCAGAUGAGAACAAGGAGAACAGACGUCUAGAUGAAUUCUACAACGACCCUGACCGCUGGAAUGACUCUGUCAUCUCCGGCACCCUGCCGCGACGGAUGCGUAAGGAGUUGUUAACGGUGAAGCUUCGUAACCGUCCCAGUCAGCAGGAGCUGGAGGACAGAAACAUCUUCCCUGUUCGCUCAGACCUGGAGAGACAGGAGACACGACAGCACAUAGAGACCAAGCUGGCCAAGCGGCUGAGCCAGAGACCCGCGGUAGAGGAGCUGGAAAGUCGGAACAUCCUCAAACAGAGGAACGACCAGUCAGAGCAGGAGGAGAGGAGAGAGAUCAAACAGAGACUCAACAGGAAGUUGAACCAGCGUCCUACAGUAGAUGAGUUGAGGGACAGGAAGAUACUGAUUCGUUUCAGUGACUAUGUUGAGGUGGCCAAGGCUCAGGACUACGACCGCAGGGCAGACAAACCCUGGACCAGGCUGUCUGCUUCAGACAAGGCAGCAAUAAGGAAGGAGCUGAAUGAGUUCAAGAGCAACGAGAUGGAGGUUCACAAUUCCAGCAAGCACCUGACAAGGUUCCAUCGACCGUAGUGUAGAGGUAGUUUCUUCUGUGAAGAAGCAGCAGUGUAGACCAUGUGACAGUCUCCUGUUCCCAGGCCCAGUCUCCUGUUCCCAGGCCCAGUCUCCUGUUCCCGGAUGUUCGACCUACAGAUUUCUGUCUGUCUCUCUACCAACAUGGAGGAGCUGUCUGUCUCUCUGUGUGUCACAAUGGAGGCUAUGUCUCUAGAGCUGGAGCCCAGGAAAUAUAAAAUCAGACUGAUAAACUCUUAAAGGAACUAUUAACACGUCAAUGUGUGCUAUUUCCUGGAUGUCAUCCAAUGAGAAAAAGACUCCUGGAUGCCAUCCAAUGAAAAAAAGACUCCUGGAUGCCAUCCAAUGAGAAAAAAAACUCCUGGAUGCCAUCCAAUGAGAAAAAGACUCCUGGAUGUCAUCCAAUAAGAAAAAGACUCCUGGAUGCCAUCCAAUGAGAAAAAAGACAAAUGAAGAAGACGGCACCACUUACUAGUUCACAAGUCGUUUCUCUCAAUUCACUCCAAGCCAGCAGUCUGAACGAAUCAGACACAAACAUAAAGGAUAAUAAGACAUUUACCUUUAUUUUUACACUUUAGUCAUUAAACAAAUGCUCUUAUUCAGACUUACAGGAGCAAAUAGGGUUAAGUGCCUUGUUUUACCAGCAACCUUUCAGUUACUGGCCCAAUGAUCUUAACCGCUAGGCUACCUGCCGCCAGAUAAAGGUUCAAACGGAUGAGACAUCCCAUCCCCCUCAAACUGCUGGUGUGGAAUAAACUGAUAGAAAUGAUGGCGUCUGUGAGUGCUGGUCGUCUUGUUUCGUAGUGGAGUUGGAUCGUUUGGAUUAGUCAAAAGGGAGGAACUAUGAAGAGCCUUCAUCUUAGCCCAGUGGAACCAGCCCAAGGGGAGGAACUAUGAAGAGCCUUCAUCUUAGCCCAGUGGAACCAGCCCAAGGGGAGGAACUAUGAAGAGCCUUCAUCUUAGCCCAGUGGAACCAGCCCAAGGGGAGGAACUAUGAAGAGCCUUCAUCUUAGCCCAGUGGAACCAGCCCAAAGGGAGGAACUAUGAAGGGCCUUCAUCUUAGCCCAGUGGAACCAGCCCAAAGGGAGGAACUAUGAAGGGCCUUCAUCUUAGCCCAGUGGAACCAGCCAUAAGGGAGGAACUAUGAAGGGCCUUCAUCUUAGCCCAGUGGAACCAGCCCAAAGGGAGGAACUAUGAAGAGCCUUCAUCUUAGCCCAGUGGAACCAGCCCAAAGGGAGGAACUAUGAAGAGCCUUCAUCUUAGCCCAGUGGAACCAGCCCAAAGGGAGGAACUAUGAAGAGCCUUCAUCUUAGCCCAGUGGAACCAGCCCAUAGAGAAGAACUAUUGUAGAAAGGCUAGAAUGAUACGUGGAGUGAAACAGAAUGGUGAAGGCAACGAUCAGACUUGUUUCACCAGGGUACCUCCAACCUGCUCAGAGACAGGGAUCAGACUUGUUUCACCAGGGUACCUCCAACCUGCUCAGAGACAGGGAUCAGACUUGUUUCAUCAGGGUACCUCCAACCUGCUCAGAGGAAACAUAUUUUCUCCUUCAGAGAAACAUCUGAACAUUUUGUCUCAUAAACUUGUUUCUACAAGUCAGGGGAUGGAGGAGACGCCAGGUUACGUCUCAAAUGGCACCCAGUUCCCUAUAUAGUGCACUACUUUAGACCAGGGUUCCCUAUAUAGUGCUCUACUUUAGACCAGGGUUCCCUAUAUAGUGCUCUACUUUAGACCAGGGUUCCCUAUAUAGUGCACUACUUUAGACCAGGGUUCCCUAUAUAGUGCACUACUUUUGACCAGGGCCCUUAUGGACACAGACCUUGAGGAGGUCAUUUCUAUGUCAUGGGACAGAAGAUACCAGGUCGUGUCUGCCAUACUUUUUUCAUAACAGACUCUUUGAAAGCAUUUACGAACAAUGGCCUUGGAAACACUAGCAGAGGAGAGAUGUGGAAAGAUGAGGAGAGAAGAGGAGAGAUGUGGAAAGAUGUGUAGAGAAGAGGGGAAAUGUGGAGAGAUUAGGGGAAAUGAGGGGAAAUGUGGAGAGAAGAGGAGAGAAGAGGAGAGAUGGGAGGAAAUGUGGAGAGAUUAGGGGAAAUUAGGGGAAAUGUGGAGAGAUUAGGGGAAAUUAGGGGAAAUGUGGAGAAGAGGAGAGAAGAGGAGAGAUGGAGAGAGAUGAGGAGACAUGUGGAGAGAAGAGGAGAGAAGAGGAGAGAAGAGGAGAGAUGAGGAGAAAUGAGGAGAGAUGUGGAGAGAAGAGGAGAGAUGAGGAGAGGUGGAGAAAUGAGGAGAGAAGAGGAGAGAAGAGGAGAGAUGAGGAGAGGUGGAGAAAUGAGGAGAGAAGAGGAGAGAUGAGGAGAGGUGGAGAAAUGAGGAGAGAAGAGGAGAGAUGAGGAGAGAUGAGGAGUGGUGGAGAAAUGAGGAGAGAAGAGGAGAGAUGAGGAGAGAAGAGGAGAGAUGUGGAGGAAUGUGACCAAGAGCCCUUCCCUCUCCCCUCCUUUCCAGUAAUGCUAGUUGGGCCUUUCCUCUUCUCUCCUUUCCAGUAAUGCUAGUUGGGCCUCUCCUCUUCUCUCCUUUCCAGUAAUGCUAGUUGGGCCUUUCCUCUUCUCUCCUUUCCAGUAAUGCUAGUUGGGCCUCUCCUCUUCUCUCCUUUCCAGUAAAUGCUAGUUGGGCCUUUCCUCUUCUCUCCUUUCCAGUAAUGCUAGUUGGGUCGCUAAAAUGUCUGGUAAAUUUCCCCAAAUUCCCUGGCUGGAGAAUUUCCGGAAUAAUUUUGCGACCCUCCAUGUUAUUCUCCCCCCAGUACCCAGGCAUCUGUCUCUGUGAGCUGGACUGCAGGGAGUCUCAUAACAAGUUGUUAAUUCAUCAUCAUCAUCAUCAUCAUCAUCAUCAUUAUUAUUAUUAUGUUAUGCUGUUGGCAAGAGGAAACCAUGUCUGUCUGAACACCCUUUGUAAACACUAGUAUUAUUAUCUGCACAAUACAAGU
Molecule: messenger RNA, 4492 nt
Organism: Oncorhynchus nerka (sockeye salmon)
Lineage: Eukaryota; Metazoa; Chordata; Actinopteri; Salmoniformes; Salmonidae
Product: phosphatase and actin regulator 3-like
Exons: 11
Coding region: 1-1512 (503 amino acids)
Biological process (GO): actin cytoskeleton organization
Molecular function (GO): actin binding
Source: RefSeq, a predicted model, not a curated record